This is a messenger RNA of Babesia microti strain RI, 1065 nucleotides long. RefSeq names its product DNA repair protein RAD51. The coding region runs from base 1 to 1065 and encodes 354 amino acids. Gene Ontology annotation, molecular function: ATP-dependent DNA damage sensor activity; ATP hydrolysis activity; double-stranded DNA binding. Gene Ontology annotation, cellular component: condensed nuclear chromosome. Lineage: Eukaryota; Apicomplexa; Aconoidasida; Piroplasmida; Babesiidae. The transcript has 5 exons. Gene Ontology annotation, biological process: mitotic recombination; chromosome organization involved in meiotic cell cycle; double-strand break repair via homologous recombination. The record is from RefSeq and is a predicted model, not a curated record.
AUGUGCCACGAGGAUAAGCAUGGGUCGGAUGAAUUGGCCACGACAACAGCCGCCGAGACUGUGGUCUGCGAGGGUUUUGCUACAGGGGCUCAAAAGUUGGAAUGUUUGCUGUCAAAAGGGUUGCUGGUUCGGGACAUAGAUAUACUAAGGGAGGCUGGAUAUUCUACAUUGGAGUGUGUAGCAUAUGCUCCUACCAAGACUUUGCUCUCAAUAAAGGGAUUUAGUGAGCAGAAGGUUGAUAAGCUGAAACAAGCUUGUAAGGAGUUAUGUCAUCUGGGAUUUUGUUCGGCAAACGAAUAUCUCGAAGCUAGGGAGAAUCUGAUCAAAUUUACAACAGGUUCGGUGCAAUUGGACCAAUUGCUUCAGGGCGGGGUGGAGACUGGUAAUAUUACCGAAAUUUUUGGCGAGUUUAGAACUGGGAAAACUCAGCUCUGUCACACAUUAGCGGUGACAUGUCAGUUGCCUGUGGAGUGCAGUGGAGGGGAGGGAAAGUGUUUGUGGAUCGAUACAGAGGGGACUUUUAGGCCUGAGAGAAUUGUUGCAAUAGCUAAGCGGUUUGGAUUGUCGCCAUCUGAUUGUCUUGACAACAUUGCCUAUGCCAAGGCAUACAAUUGUGAACACCAAUUGGAGUUGCUAGUUGAGGCAACGGCUAUGAUGGCUGAGUCCAGAUUUGCCCUGGUGAUCGUAGAUUCUGCCACUGCUCUUUAUAGGUCAGAAUAUUUAGGUCGCGGUGAACUGGCUAAUAGGCAAAUGCAUUUGUGUCAAUUUCUGCGCAGUUUGCAGCGAAUAGCUGAUACUUUUGGCGUCGCUUGUGUCAUUUCCAACCAAGUGGUUUGCAAGGUUGGAGACAUGUCGUCAAUGUUCGGAGGAAAUGACAAAUUGCCUAUUGGUGGGAAUAUAAUAGCGCAUGCCAGCCAGACAAGGCUAUUCCUACGCAAGGGAAAGGGGGAUUCUAGAAUCUGUAAGAUAUACGAUUCUCCCUCACUCCCAGAGGGUGAAGCCAUCUUCUGCAUUUCUCAGGGCGGAAUCAAGGAUUGCGAUGAUAAGAGCUUGCACUCAUCCUAA